Suillus subalutaceus is the source of this 1159-nucleotide messenger RNA. RefSeq lists its product as uncharacterized. Bases 44 to 733 code for a protein of 229 amino acids. The transcript is spliced from 3 exons. The record is from RefSeq and is a predicted model, not a curated record. Lineage: Eukaryota; Fungi; Basidiomycota; Agaricomycetes; Boletales; Suillaceae.
GUUUGCCUCAUAGAGGGGCUGGUCACCAGUCUAGGGUUAGCUUAUGGUGAUGCCAAGGAGACUGCUCCGAGAGGCGCCUAAGCAUCCUCUCGUUGCCUUCAUCCACCAACCAUGCAGAGUAUCUGAUUCAGCCACAUCAAUCUUCCAGUUGGAAACUGAGGACGGACACCUUGCCACCUGCCUGCAAGGGGGUUCAACCAUAGUUUACGGCGAAAAGUUCGGAUUGGGGUGGCGUUUUGGGCUACAGUAUGCAAGAGGAAGUUGGGGUUCUGCUAAAGUGAAGGUUUACCUCCAUCACAUCAAUUACUCGUCGGCGACAGACGCCGCCACGGUGACUAUUUGCCCUAAAGAUGGGUCUAAUUCAGAGGCUCCUUCUUUUGACAGCAAGACGAUCUCGAUUGCUGACUUUGGCCAUGGACCUCCCGCACUUCUUGGCUUGUUCUCACUGUCCACUAUUGCUUCACACUCUUACAUGUGGUUUACGGUCACUACGGGAGCAAACUUUGCUCCAGUUAUCGCCGACCCCCUCAUCAAUACUGCGACUGCUCUCAGGCAGUCCAUGAACGACGGUGAAUUCGUCGACACCAAGUACUAUGCCAUGUCCAAGCGGAGGACUUGGAGAUCUUCUGGAGAAACUCGUUUCGUAUAUGCGAAUAAUACAGUUUUAGAGCACGGCGCCGGUAUCGCGCCAGUUCACUCUUGUCGGUGGUUUCUCAUCUUACCUAGUGGGUGAAUGAUAAUGGAACUAUCUUUUAGCAUCUCCCAACGAGAAUUCUUUACUCGUUUACUACCCCACCGAAUCUAGGCUGAUGGGGGACGCCGAGCUACAUCAGGAUCAUGACUUCGACAGCGACAUCGAGGAAGAAGAAAUACAACAAGGAGCGCCUAGUCAACCCCCGCUUUAUUUUAGCCAGAGCUAUUCCCCUGGGGCGGCACCUGCUGAGUCCGAUUUUUCUGAUACCACUUCCGAUAGCAGUGCUCUAAGCUCGGAUUAUGACGACCUCGGCUGGACGGAAUCGGCGGUUACGCGGCCUCUAGGUUUCCGCUCGACGGACACAUUGACCGCUGAGCCGCUGUCUCUACCCGUUUCUCCUACUUAACGAAUGGUGUUAGUUCGAAACACGGCAUUCGCGACGUAAGCUACUGGUACGGCUACUCU